AUGGAUCUAGUACAGAAAGAGCACGACAGGCUGCAGAAGAGGCUGAAGGCUUCUCAGGGCGUUAAGAAUGUCCAGUCUACCAUAGAUCUACUGCAGCAGGCUCGAGAUGCCAUUGCCCAAGACCCGAACCAGGCUGCUGUCACGCUUGCGAAACUUCAGAAUCCCGUCAAAUCAUCUUUCGAGGCAAUUAACGAUAGUCUCAAAGAAACCCAUAGUGGCCUUAAUAAGUACACGAAGUCGCUCGACAAGCUCUUCAAAGACCGGCCCCUUCCUAGUACGGAACACGACGUCCUCUCUGAACAAGAACACCUCAUCGACCGUGCGAUUGCUAUGCACCUCCUCCGUGAGGGUCAAUUCUCCGUCGCAGCCACCUUCCUUUCUGAGAUUCUUGACAAGAAAGCCGUGGUCCAAACUUCCGAAUCGAGUCUCCGCUCGACAGACCAGGCCGCGAUUGUAUUUGAUAUUGACGAAGUCCCCUCCGAUGAGAUUCGCAAGCAGACCAAAAAAAACCUGCUACCGGCCAUUGAAUGGUCGCGCGAGCACCAUGAAGCCCUGGAGGCACGAGGAAGCAAUCUGGAGUUUGAGCUGUGCCGGUUGCAGUUUGUCUGGCUUUACCAUGGUGAAUCACACGAGCAUGGCAAUAAAGCAGGCAACGUCAAAGCUGCAAUGCAGUAUGCGCAAGCUGAAUUUCAGGGCUUUGCGCCGCGCUACCUACGAGAAGUUCAGCAACUGAUCGGCGCCAUGGCCUUUUGUCCUAACCUGCGAGACUCGCCGUAUGCGAGCAUCUUCAACAACCCGUCCGCCUGGGACGAUGUUGCCAACUUCUUUACCCGCGAGUUCUGCUCUCUUCUAGGCCUUUCCGCGGACUCACCCCUUUACAUUGCGGCGACCGCCGGUGCUAUCGCUUUGCCCACUCUGUUAAAGUUGCAGACUAUCAUGAAGGCCAAGCGCACCGAGUGGACUAGUGAGAACGAGCUUCCUGUUGAGAUCUCUUUACCGCCCUCCUACUUGUUCCACUCAAUCUUUGUCUGCCCGGUUUCCAAGGAACAGGCAACCGAUGAGAACCCUCCGAUGAUGAUGCCAUGUGGGCACGUCAUUGCCGAGGAGUCUCUGCGUCGGCUCAGCAAGGGCAAUCGGUUUAAGUGCCCCUACUGCCCUAACGAAAGCUCCCCCAAGGACGCCCGCAAGAAAUCACAAUGCUGUCUAAAAGACCUCCUCAUUCUCCUUCCGAUAACUUUACCAGGUACCGCGCCACCAAGGCAGUGGCCCGACCCCGCAGGAUCCGAGAUAGCUCCAGCUCCGGCUCCUCUCGGCGGUUGGAGCGUCGUCGAAGGCCCAUCAACCCCCCCUGACGCAUCGACACCAUCGCCAUCCACCUCCCCCAUCGUGACCCUCCGCGUCGGUCCAGAAAAGCGCCUCUUCGCAGCGCACGAAGCCAUCCUGAGCGCAUCACCAUUCUUCGCAACAAAAUGUCAAGCGCAAAGACGCAGUCCGCCCAUGAGGACUCAUAUCACCCAACACUCAGGCAAACCCAUUGAACUCCCAGAAGAACAACCCGAGGUCCUCUCCUGCGUCCUGGAAUUCCUCUACAAAGGCGAUUACUACCCACGUCUUCAAAGAAACUCACAGCGCCAAACCUGGGAACUAGAAGACGGCGCGGUAGACUCCGAAGGCCAGAGUGUUGGCGCGACGGUAUACCAUCAUGCCGCGAGGACAGUGAUCCUCCGGGAUACGGCAAUUUACUGCGCCGCUGAGAAAUACAACCUUCCAACCCUCCAACGCCUCGCACUUCGGAAACAGGGGUUACAUACAGGUAUCCAAUGCAACACGAUCCUGUCGAGUGCGAGAUAUGCAUACGCCAAUACACCGGAUACGGACUCCAAACUGCGGGCGCAUUACCUGGCGCUAAUCAUUCGGAGCCGGAGUACAUUCAAGCGGAGUGGGACUAUGCAAAUGGAGAUGGAGAGAGGCGGGAAACUGUUCUUUGAUUUGUUUGUUGCAAUGUGUAACCAUAUGGAUGAUGUUUUCCCGGCAGAAUUGUCAAUUUGUAGUUCUGUGGCUCAGUCGGUGCGGUAG
Molecule: messenger RNA, 2076 nt
Organism: Penicillium maclennaniae
Lineage: Eukaryota; Fungi; Ascomycota; Eurotiomycetes; Eurotiales; Aspergillaceae
Product: ubiquitin-protein ligase RMD5
Exons: 9
Coding region: 1-2076 (691 amino acids)
Biological process (GO): proteasome-mediated ubiquitin-dependent protein catabolic process
Cellular component (GO): GID complex; nucleus; cytoplasm
Molecular function (GO): protein binding; ubiquitin protein ligase activity
Source: RefSeq, a predicted model, not a curated record